Molecule: messenger RNA, 2902 nt
Organism: Lepus europaeus (European hare)
Lineage: Eukaryota; Metazoa; Chordata; Mammalia; Lagomorpha; Leporidae
Gene: PSME3IP1
Product: proteasome activator subunit 3 interacting protein 1
Exons: 9
Coding region: 407-1168 (253 amino acids)
Cellular component (GO): nucleus
Source: RefSeq, a predicted model, not a curated record
AACAGGAAGCCCCGAAGGGUCAAAAGAAAUACAAAAGCAAAGGCUGUUUUUUUCUUUUUAUUUUUUCUUUCUUCUCGCUCUUUUCUGUCUCGCUCUCUCUCAGCGCGAGCGGCCUUUGCGGCGGCAGUUUAGGGUGGGCACCGCCGAGGUGAGGGAGUCUUGCCUCCCGCGCUCUAGUAGGGAGAUUCUUCAUGGUUCUGAGAAAGGUAGACCUCUGUUAAGACCACUGCCCUGGUUAUCAGUCGCUUUCCAAGAAAGUCAAGCUGCUGCUUCAGAUACUGAAAACCGCUUAACUGGUGUAUCGUUACCAGCGGUACAGUCUGCAUGACAUCACUGAGGCUCCUUGAAUACCUGACAUUCUCCAUCUGAAUCUACUUGGAAGCCAGAGCAGACUGAUUAUUCCAUUAUGGAUGGAGGAGAUGAUGGUAACCUUGUCAUCAAAAAGAGGUUUGUGUCAGAGGCAGAACUAGAUGAACGGCGCAAAAGGAGGCAAGAAGAAUGGGAGAAAGUUCGAAAACCUGAAGAUCCAGAAGAGUGUCCAGAGGAGGUUUAUGACCCUCGGUCUCUGUAUGAAAGACUACAGGAGCAGAAAGACAGGAAGCAGCAGGAAUAUGAGGAGCAGUUCAAAUUCAAAAACAUGGUAAGAGGCUUAGAUGAAGAUGAGACCAACUUCCUUGAUGAGGUUUCUCGGCAGCAAGAACUAAUAGAAAAGCAGCGAAGAGAGGAAGAGCUGAAAGAACUGAAGGAAUACAGAAGUAAUCUCAACAAGGUUGGAAUUUCUUCAGAAAACAAGAAGGAAGUGGAGAAGAAACUGGCUGUGAAACCCAUAGAAACCAAGAAGUUCUCCCAGGCAAAGCUGUUGGCAGGAGCUGUGAAACAUAAGAGCUCAGAGAGUGGCAACAGUGUGAAAAGACUGAAACCAGACCCUGACCCAGAUGACAAGAAUCAAGAGGCCUCGUCCUGUGUGUCUCUCGGAAGCACUUCCCUGAGCGGCCCCUCCAUCCACUGCCCCUCUGCAGCAGUCUGUAUCGGCAUCCUCCCGGGCCUGGGCGCCUACUCGGGGAGCAGCGACUCUGAGUCCAGCUCAGACAGCGAAGGCACCAUCAACGCCACUGGGAAGAUCGUCUCCUCCAUCUUCCGAACCAACACCUUCCUCGAGGCCCCCUAGCUCCUCUGCGCUUAGCACAGGGGGCUCCUCCCCACAAGUAGUUGGACUGGUCAUCCUACCUGCAGGCAUUGCCUCCCUCCAAAAACUCCCUCGUCUGCUUCCUGUACACACCACGACAUUUUUAACCUACCCUAAAAAUGUGCCAGAAUCCACUUGUGGCCCGAAUUAUGUUUGGUUUCUCUUUUCUACUCCUGUGCAGGUGACCAGACCUGCCCUGCUGCCCUGCUCACUGAUGGGGUCGGGCGAGUGCAGAGCUCAGCAGAAAUUCCUGGGAGAACCGGUCACCAGCUGGCUUGCAAAGAGCUUGGGUUUUACCACUUUGUUGUCUUCCUUUCCCAACAGCACAAAGAAGUAAGGGCAGUAAUUGGACAGGUCUUACUUACCCAUUCUAUUGUAGAUGAACACAUUGUUUGAUUCUGCUUCCUUAUGGAGCAAGUGGGCAGGAGCAGUGACGCAGGUGAGGAAAUAGAGCUCACCCGGCUGAUGGUAAAGGUGAUCCCGUGCGCCUGCGGGGCUGACCGUAGCCCUUGGCAUUCAUCCUGAGGCUUUCUUACUGUUGGGAUUCUUUCUCCUUUCUCCAUCCAGCCCCUCUUAUAGGGGCGGGGGUUGGGGGUGGGCUGCUAAGAAGAAAGCUGCCAUCUCCUACUCAGACCUUUCUCUGCCUGGCAAGUUAUUUUGUUUUUGUUUUUGAAAUAAAGGAUUUUAGUUUAAGAUCCUAAACCUUAGAGAAACAAACAUAAGCCUUAUUUAAUCAUGGCAGGAAAUCGGAAGUGCUGCUGGUAGAUAAUGAUGAAAUGAUGUGUUUCUGGCAGCUCUGGUACCCUCAUAUUGCAGACUAGUGGGACAUGCCUGAAUAUUAUGACUGUACUCUGAGCACUGUUUAAUGCAUAUUAUAGUUGUGGCUUUUAACGGUGGAGGCUGUUUCUAGCCUAAAGGUGCUUCCCAGAGCUUUGUUUCCUCUGCUGCUCCUCCCUUCCCAAACAGCAGCCCUGAGACUGUGAGCAGUCAAGAAUUAGAAGUACUGCUCCCCCUCUGUGUCUCGAAGGGCAAUGGGCUCAGCUUUUUGGGAGGGAGGCAGAGAGGGAGAGGACAUAUGGAAGCCUCGAGGACCGAGGUAGAUACGAACUUUAGAAACAUCUGUGCACUCCUCUGCUUCAGAAGAAUGAGCCCAUACUGUACUUUCUUCUCCUUGGUUCUUAACACCCAUUGUUUCUAUGUUUUGGGGUGUGAGACUGAGCGAGACACACACAGAAUGUGUUGACUCUGUGAUGCCGGCAGGCAUAGAAGCUGUUUAGUUUUAAUGUGGGCAGAGGCCUCUGGAUCGGAUCCAACCCACUCCUUUUCCCCUUCCAAUGCAGUGACACCCUGGUGCCCGUUGGCAGAUGGUGACUUCCUUUCACCCAUAACUGAUGCCCUGUGAAUUCUUCCUCCUUUUCAGAACUACUCUGCUAAUUGUUCUUGACUGUCAGUACAGGCACGUCAGCUCCAUCCUACAAACAAGACAUUUAGGUAAAACUGUGUAGGCACCUCGUGCUUCUCUGCUUCAUUGUUCCUGUGAUCGUGCUGUCACUGUUACAGCACGUACCCAAAGCAAGCUCACAUCAUCUCAGGAGGCAGGCCAAGGAGUCAAAGUCACCGUCUUUAUGUGGUCUGACUCGUAAGAGGCCGUUACUGCACCUCGUGGCCUCAGCGGCCUUGAUACUGUAAGAAGUUGACAGAGGGUUACAGGGAUUA